Molecule: messenger RNA, 510 nt
Organism: Micromonas commoda
Lineage: Eukaryota; Viridiplantae; Chlorophyta; Mamiellophyceae; Mamiellales; Mamiellaceae
Exons: 1
Coding region: 1-510 (169 amino acids)
Source: RefSeq, a predicted model, not a curated record
AUGACGAGCAUGACGCGUGCGUCGCUCGUCGUAUUCAUCGCCACGGUCACGUUUAUGUCGUGGCCGCCCGCGGUGGAUGCGUGCAACUGUAGGGUCGACUGCGUCAUGGGCACCUGGGGCGAGUGGUCCGCAUGUAGCUGCCUGGGGAAGCGGUACAGGGAAAGGGUGAUAACGACGCAGGCUGCGUGCGGAGGGACGGCGUGCGGGGCCCUCACCGAAUGGGACAACACCUGUGUCGCGGUGUGCCCUCCUCCGCCUUCCCCUCCGCCUCCACCGCUCCAACCGCUUCCGCCGCCUCCUGCCGAACUGCCAUCCCCCCCAGCCGAACUGCCACCUCCUCCAGCCGAAUUCCCACCACCACCUGUGGAACCUUCACCUCCGCCGAUCCCGCCAUCCAAGAAGUCGAUGCCCUCGCAGUCAUCCGGAGACGUAUCUCACAGUUCAUGGGCGCCGGUCGGAGCGGCGUUGGCGACAUCACUCAGCUUGUUAGCGGCGUUGUUUCCAGGGUGA